Messenger RNA from Anthonomus grandis grandis, 911 nucleotides. RefSeq names its product lipid storage droplets surface-binding protein 1-like. The coding region runs from base 1 to 672 and encodes 223 amino acids. Gene Ontology annotation, biological process: lipid storage; positive regulation of triglyceride storage. The record is from RefSeq and is a predicted model, not a curated record. Gene Ontology annotation, cellular component: lipid droplet; cytosol. The transcript has 5 exons. Lineage: Eukaryota; Metazoa; Arthropoda; Insecta; Coleoptera; Curculionidae.
AUGUCUACACCGGCUGAUAAUACCAACCAAGAAAACUCCGUUGCCGUAGCUCCUAUUACCUGCAUGGAGUCUGUGAACAGGGUUGCCAAACUCCCGAUGGUCGAAUCCACUAUCCAGACCGCGCACAACCUCUAUGAAAAAGUCAAAGAAUACAAUAACGUGACCCAUUGGACCCUACAAACCGCCGAAGAUACCGCCUUUAAAGCGGUUGAUAUCGCCAAACCCUAUGCCACCCCGGUUAUCAAAAACCUGGAGGGGCCAAUCAAGAAAGUUGAUGGGGUGCUGUGCUCCGGAUUGGAUUACGUUGAGAGCAAAGUGCCCGCCGUUAAACUACCACCUAAAGAAAUUCUUCUACAGAUCUACGAAAACACCAAAGAGUACGUGACUCCCGCGAUGGAAACCGCUAAAUCUUACGUGGAGCCCGCGGUUAAAACCGCCAAAGAUGUGUUGGAGCCGGCCUUUGAGAAGACCCGCAGCGUUGUAGAGCCCAUUGUGGAGCCUAUUGUCGAAAACGUUAGGCAUAAGGUUGACGAGUACCUGCAUAGAAACCAAGAAGAUUCGACAGCAGCCGAAGCAGAACAGACUGAAGACGCUUCGCCUAAGCAAGAACCUUCACCUGACACUAGUACUGGCAGCCUGAAUAGUACCACUGGUUCAGCCACAUCGUCUUAAAUUGUGUUUUUUUUUUAUAUAUUAUGUUAUUUUUUGUUACUUUUUAAUAUAGUUUCACGUUCUAUUUAAAACACUUUCAUAAUUUUUGUAUGGCUCAAAAGAUUAUACUUAAGACUGUUUAAAAUUAAGGCAAUACAUUAAUUAUAUUUUAAUUUAUUAGAAUAAGUCAAAUAAUCUAAUAUUUAAUUCUAGUACUAUACACUGUAUUUUUGUUUUCAAAUUAAAAGGAUAUUUAAAAA